Messenger RNA from Plodia interpunctella (Indianmeal moth), 1036 nucleotides. RefSeq lists its product as uncharacterized. The record is from RefSeq and is a predicted model, not a curated record. Bases 120 to 917 code for a protein of 265 amino acids. NCBI's taxonomy places the organism in Eukaryota, Metazoa, Arthropoda, Insecta, Lepidoptera, Pyralidae. The transcript has 3 exons.
UAAUAUUCUUGUUGCCGGCGCGGCAAAGAGCAGCCACGUUGGCCGCCAUCUUGCUCAGUGUAGUGUAGCGUUCGCUAGAACACAGUUCAACGUGUUUUGUUACGUGUUUCAAUUACAACAUGGCAACAGCUAAUCUAGAUAAUUGGACCGAAAUGAAUUGUAUACAGUUGAUACGUGAAUUCAGGAUAAGGCCAACGUUAUGGGACCAAAAGGAUCCGUUAUAUUACAAGAAGUCAUUGAAGCCGAGAUUGUGGGAACAAAUUGGUAAAAAGAUAGACAUGCCGCCACUGGAGUGUAAACACAAAAUGAAUAUAUUGAUGUCAUCUUUUCGGCGUGAAAAGGCUAAAAUUAUGCAUAAAAUGGGAGAUAACAAUGGAGAUUCACCCAACUAUGUGGUUUCCUGGUUUGCAUUCAAAGAGUUGAUGUUUUUGAUGGACAAAGAUAAUGAAAGGGAACGUCAGCGAAUGAAAGGACAACAUUCUGAAAACUUAGAUGACGAAAUCGAAGACAACAACGGAAGCCCGUCUAGUCUCAAACGAACCUUGCUGAAACAUCACAUCCAGGCCCCAAAUUCUAGCGAGAAACGACCCUGUUUUUCUGUAUCAACUAAUACAUCACCCACACCACAGCCGCCACCAAUAGCGAAUACAUCAGAUACAGAUGACGAGAUAAAAUCAUUUGCCAAUUUCAUAUCAUCCAAAAUGAAAAAAUACUCGGAAACCACGAAAAAUAUGGUACAACAAGCAAUCUGUGAGAUAAUUUUUAAAGCCGAUCAAAAUUUCUAUGAAAAUAAUGAAAAGUUCGUCAUCGUAGAUGAAAAUGAUCCUUUUGCGAAUAACAUAGAUGAAGAUAAUACGAGCGGAGAUAUCAAGGCAGAAUAUGAUAUGCAUUGUUUCAUUGAGGAGAAUAGCAAAUAAAUUACAAUGUAAUAAGAGGAGAAUAGUUGUGAUCUUUGGAACUAGAUUAAAUUACGUUUUAUGAUAUAUGAAAACUGAUCUCAAGUUAAUAAUAAUAAAAAAAACAUGAAUCUUAAGAA